Microthlaspi erraticum is the source of this 1590-nucleotide messenger RNA. Lineage: Eukaryota; Viridiplantae; Streptophyta; Magnoliopsida; Brassicales; Brassicaceae. The record is from the annotation of a GenBank genome assembly.
AUGACCAAGACUGUUGAUGAAGCUAAGGUUCUUAUUGAGAAUCUUGCAGCUAGUGAUUGUAACAACUGUCCUGAUUAUGACCGCUCAAGCCGCACCACUACUAGCUCCCCUGAUUCUUUUCAAAUGACUGAACUCAAGAACAUGAUGGCUCAAGUUCUUAAGGGACAGCUCAAGCAUAUCAAUGCAAUAGAAGGGAUGAGUGAUGCUAAUGAAGAUUCAUCAAGAGAAUGCAUGGGAGAUUUCUCUAAUGAAGCCAAUGAAGAAGAUGUGAACUACAUUGGAAACUAUGGGAACAAGGGAUACAAUCCAAGCUAUCGCCCAAACCCCAACAUGUCUUAUAGAAACCCCAAUGUGGAGAAUCCUCAAGACCAAGUGUAUCCUCCAAGGUAUCCACAACAACAAAGACCUCCUUACCAAUCUCAAGGAAGUCAAUUUCAGCCAAGGCAAGGAUAUGAGCAGAGAUCAUCAUAUCCGCCCAAGGAGCCAUAUGCUUCUUCACCAAAUCAAGCUCCUCCAAACCAACAAGGUGGGAGAUUUGAAGGAAUCCUCCAACAGAUCAUGGAUGGCCAGAAGAGAAACACUAAAGAGAUGUAUGAGAAGAUGGACACUUUGUUCAGCAAUCUCAACACCAAGUAUGAUGCUGUUGCCACUCAUGUGAAGAAACUAGAGACUCAAGUCACUCAAACUAUGGAAGCUGUUAAGAGACAGGAAGCUGAAUCCAAGAAGUCCUUUUGCAACUCAGCCGCCAUAGAAGAAAGAUUUGAAGACCAAGUUCCAGAAUGGAUGCUUUCAAAACCUACUGUUGAUUGCAUGAUUUGGCCUGAAGAGAAUUACCCAGAGAGAGAGUCCAAUCGAGCUAGAAAGAGAAGACUCUUCCCAAAGAUUAUCCCCAAGACAGAUAACUCAGGAAAGUUUGUGUGCCUUGUAUCAUCAAAGAUUGGAAAUUGCUCUAUCCCUACUGAUUUCCAGAUUGUGGAAAUGAGAGAGAGUAGCCAUAGACCUCUCAUAUUUGGAACCCCUUUCCUGUCUACUGUGGGUGCCAUAUUUGAUUUCCCCAAUCAAAGAAUCUCUUUCAACAAGGUGAACAAGGGUAUGUUCUUCCCUAUGUGUUCAACAAAGAACUCUUUUGUUGACAUGGUCCAAGAGGAGAAAGCUACUUUGAAGCCACCCCAAGAAGGAGAAACUGAAGAAACAAUCAAGGAAGAUCCCAUUCCUAAGCCCAAGCAGCUUGCCAAACAAGCAAGGAGUAAGACUAAGGCCCCUACACCAAAACCGCCCAAGGGAUCAACCAAGAUUGAAGAUGAGGCCAAGCCAAGAAGGAAGGUUAGAAAACCUAGGUCUGGCCGCAACAUGAAGCUUCUAUUCCCAGAGGAGCUUAUUGAUGAGAAUCUAGAAGGAUUCAAGGAGAGAGUGACAAGAACUCUAAAGCUUUUUCCUAAGGCAGUAGUGCCAAGGGACAUUCAUGGAGAGAUUGUCUAUCCAGCUGUGAAUCACCCACCAGAUACUCAUUGCAAGGAGAAAAGACUUGGAGGAUCAAGAUGCCUCUUGUCUCCAUCUUCUCCUGAGCGCCAAGCCUUACAGUCAAGCUAA